GCACGUCCCGGGAAUCCACUGGCCUCAAUCUGUCACUCUCGCACUGACCAGAAGAUUUCACUGUAGUCCCGCCUCCUCUCUGCGCCCCAACCCCGCCCUCGGCAUGCGGACACACUGACAGAACCACGCCCCUGCUCUCUCCCUCAAGCGUGCCCUGGCUUUCCUCUCUCCGACCCCUGUUGUGCCUGCGCGCGCGUUCCCGCCUUGCCUCCUGGGCUGCCUGUGGCCGGAGCUUUUCACCCGGGAGAGGAGGAGGAGGAGGUGAGAGUCGGUGUGAGACAGAGAGACGGGGCUGACUGGGAUUUACUCGCCGGAGCAAGGGAGAAAGGAAGACCGGGACACGGGGCUCUGACAGGCUGGACUGAGUGACACACCUCCCCGGCUCCCGACACUGAGGUUGCAGCUAUCUGUACAUAGGGGGUGGGAUCCACCCCACGGCCCCCGGGCAUCAUGAGCUGGGGCACGGAACUGUGGGAGACCCGAGAGCAGAAAUGAGAAGAGCUUAAAACCUCAGGUAUUUUCUGAAUGAGAAGUCACCAGGAGGCCACCAGAGGCCUGGUACAUAUAACCCUAGGGACGGCUUGGUAGCAAGACAUGUCUACGAUGAGUGCUAUGAAUUUCCUCAGGAGAUCGGAUCUGGAGAAGGAUCAGUUUGACAACUUAGAAAAACACACACAGUGGGGAAUAGAAGUGCUGGAAAAAUACAUCAAGUUUGUAAAGGAGAGAGCAGAGAUUGAAAGCAACUAUGCAAAACAGCUGCGGAAUCUUUCAAAAAAAUACCAAACCAAGAAGAACUCCAAAGAAGAGGAAGAAUCAAAAUACACAUCAUGCAAAGCCUUCCAAACCACACUGAAUGAAAUGAAUGACUACGCUGGUCAGCAUGAGGUCAUUUCAGAAAACAUGGCGUCCCUAAUAACCGUGGAACUAACGCGGUUCGUGCAGGAGCUGAAACAGGAGAGAAAGCAGCACUUCCAUGAAGGUCGCAAGGCUCAGCAACACAUCGAGACAUGCUGGAAACAGCUGGAAGCAAGUAAAAGAAGGUUUGAACGGGACUGCAAGGAGGGUGAACGAGCACAACAAUACUUCGAGAAAAUGGACGCUGAUAUUAAUGUGACAAAAGCUGAUGUGGAAAAGGCUCGACAACAAGCGCAGAUACGGCACCAGAUGUCGGACGACAGCAAAGGAGACUACUCCUCCGUGCUACAGAAGUUUAAUCAUGAGCAGCACGAGCACUACUUCACGCACAUACCUAGCAUCUUUCAGAAACUACAAGAUAUGGAGGAGAAGAGGAUAGGAAGGAUGGGAGAAUCCCUGAAAACCUAUGCGGACAUAGAUCGUCAAGUGGUCCCGAUCAUUGGAAAGUGUCUAGACGGAAUAACGAAAUCCGCGGAAUCCAUCAGCGAGAAGCACGACUCCCAGAUGGUUGUAGAAUCCUUUAAAUCUGGGUUCGAGCCUCCAGGAGAUAUUGACUUUGAAGAUUUUACGCAGUCCAUGAAGCGCACAGUGUCUGACACCAGUCUAACAAAGACUGACAGCAAGUCAGACCCCAAGGUUUCCAGUAAAUCCCGCAACAAACUUUGGCCUUUCAUCAAAAAAAACAAGCCGGCUGUUUAUACAACUCGCUAUAAACACGCCACCUUCCGGGGCUUUCAUUUCUCAAACUGGGCGUCUGGAACGUGGCUUAUGUCCCUCCUUACAUCCCCUCAUCAGCCCCCUCCUCCUCCACCUUCCUCUCCCUCUGCUGUUCCCAAUGGCCCCCACUCUCCCAAGCAGCAAAAGGAACCCCUCUCCCACCGCUUCAACGACUUCAUGACUUCCAAACCCAAAAUGCACUGCUUCCGAAGCCUAAAGCGAGGGCAGACACAGCCAGACACAGUGUGCUGUGCUGACAAAGGGAUGAUGAAGAGGACUAUAGGGAAGCCCACGUGUGCCUUUGAGGCUAGGGAAUAUGUUCUUUCUCUGAAGCUGGGCUCGACUCCCGAGGACUUCAGCAACCUCCCACCGGAGCAGAGGAGAAAGAAGCUGCAGCAGAAGGUGGAUGAACUAAACAAAGACAUCCAGAAAGAAAUUGAUCAGAGAGACGCCUUAACCAAGAUGAGAGAUGUAUAUACGAAGAAUCCACAGAUGGGCGACGCAGCCAGCGUGGGCCAGAAGUUGGUUGAAAUUGGGAAUAACAUAGAGAAACUGAGAGUGGAAGUCCAUAAGUUUGAGGGCUGGCUGGCAGAGGUGGAGGGCAGGCUUCCAGCACGAAAUGAUAGUUCACGCAGACAAAGUGGAUUAUAUGACACUCAGAACAUACAAACAGUCAACAACUGUGCACAGGAUCGAGAAAGCAGCCCAGAUGGCAGUUACACGGAAGAUCACAGCCAGGAGCCAGAAGUGAAGGUGACACCUACCGAAUUCGAUGAUGAUUUUGAUGAUGAGGAGUCCCUGCCGACAAUAGGGACAUGUAAAGCUAUAUACCCGUUUGAUGGGGAAAAUGAAGGAACAAUAUCAGUGGCAGAAGGAGAAAUACUCAACGUGAUCGAGGAGGACAAAGGAGACGGCUGGACACGGAUCCGUAGAAAUGAGGAGGAAGAGGGUUACGUGCCAACAUCCUACAUUGAAGUUUAUUUGGACAAAAAUGCCAAAGAUUCCUAAAGGUGUGCCAGGAGCAAGGACUCUGGGGCGAGCUUGUAACAGGACGCGAAACACCCAGGCAGACGCACACAAACCCCAAUCCUCCGGACUGUUCCAACAGGAGUUGCACACACAACGGUUAUUUAAAAUCAACCCCAAAAAAAGCUUAGGCUCAAUUAACAGCACAUUCUCUGGCCUUUCGCUUGCCGCUGCUUUUGUUUAUCGCACUUGCACUUUUCUGAUUUUUUCCCCCGUGCGGCGCACAACUUUACAUGUAACUCAUAACCUAACUGCUUCCAAAAUGUUAUAUUUACUCAGGUCUAUACUCUGUAUCACUGCCCUGCGUUAUCCCUUCUCAUAUGGUCUCAUCACAGAAUAUCGCUGCCGCCGUUGUAACCCACACAUCAGGUUUUAGUCAUUUUCACCAAAAUCAGAAGGUUGCAGCUUUGUGCGCAAACAGGCAGUGGCAAGAGAAGAGUUAAUUAAGACUAACUUUUUUUGUGUGUAGUUGCCCUUUAAUAUUCACCAUAUUAUUGUACACAAACAAACCAGCUCUCCGCUAACUGUUGCACUCCUUGGUCCUAACAGGCAGCUUCUCAGCGUCCCAUGGGGCUUUGCAGUCAUUUCAGCACAUUAGCCUAACAUCCCUGUCCUGCAGAAUGUCUCACAAUAUUAAAGGGGCACUAUUACUUUUUUUAUUAUAAUUUUUAUUUAAACACUGUAAGUUCUAGCCAUCAUUUAACAUAAACAGGACGUAUUUAAAUAUAUUAAAAAUGCUCUUAUACUAAUUAAAAACUGUAUUUUUUAUGCUUGCAAGGUCUCUCUUGUUUGCAUUCUCCAGCCAUUGACUCAAACUCUGACCUGGCUCACGAUGCAUAGAGUGGUUCCUCUUCUGAGGUGCAUCCAGUGGACCAACCCUGCUGCUUCCCCUUGACUUGAAUGGAAACCACCUGCUAAUGCUUGUUUUUAAACCAUGAGUGAACUGUACCGGCUGUGUCCUUUAAAGGCAAUGGGAAGCAGUAUGGGCAAUUUUGGGUGUAAUAUUGCACGUUCCACCUAGAGGCAAAAUGUAGAAUUCAUUCAUAGAUUCAAAAAUAGUGAUAGUGUCCCUUUAAAUCACAGGAACAUAAAGGGAUGGAUUAAAAACAAAAGCUCUCAAUAUGUUUUAGACUAUUAGCUACAAAAUAUGCCUCCCUGUAAAGGCACAAAGCCACAGCCGCUUUUAUACUGGUCACAGGCCUCUAUUUUUUUUAUUAUUAUAUACGUGUUAGAGUCAUGGGACAUGCAAAACAUCACUGUGCACCAUUGUUUUGCUGUCUACGGCAUAAUGAGAGUCUAUUUUUAGUGCCCCAUGCCAUUUCCACAAUGACAGAUGCUUCUGCUGCCAUAUUUAUCCAAUCACCCCCUUAAGACCAUCUCAUGUUGAGGAUCCUCAACAUUUUAUUUUUGUUCUGCUUCUCCUUUUUUUAAAGUCAUUUUCCAUCUCUCCUUUCCCUGCUAUACUGUAUGGUCCUGUCUUGGGAUCCUCCUCGUGCUUCUGCCUCUUGGUUUAUCACUCGCUGUCUGUUGGACCUGUUUCAUCUGGUCACUCUCUUUUUUCUGCCUGCAUGCUCGCCCUGUCUCCUUGCCUCUGCUCACUUAAAGGGUCACUCUAAAUUAUUGUUUGAGUUUCUUACCUUAUUUCUGCAUAAAAGCUAAAAGCAACAACCAUCCUUUAGUAGAUACUACUAAGUCACAUUGUUGGGACAAUGGUGGUUGCUGGUGGAGAAGACCUGCUGCUGGGGAAUCAGGAACCAUCACUCCCUUGCUCAGAUGGCCAUCGCCUGCCUAAACACUUCUCAUAAGUCUUUCAAAGCUUACUGUUAACCACAUAUCAAGCAUUGAAGACCAGAUGGAGCUACCACCCUCUAACGACUAGAUGAAGCCGCCACCCAACUAUAGAUCAGCUCGACUUUCUAAUGGUGGUUAAGUUGGUUCAUAUUAAGUUAAGCCUCCCAGGACAAACAUCCGAUAAUGACUCAAGCCAACCCAACAUUGGAGUCCUUAUCAACUGGCCAUCAGUAAGAAAGGACUCUUAUUUUCCAUUCAACCCAAGAAGCUGUUAGUGUCCCAAGUUUUUUUGUCUUGCUGCCAUUUAAACCAUCCCCAAGGUUUGGGGAAAACUUCUUCAUGUGUCCAUUCUUCAUCUGUGUGAUGGCUGAAGGAUCCUGAGAUCUUGUCCUGUACAGGAACCUUCUGCUUUCAAAGGAGUAUCAGUGGUGUGUAUUUAUGUGGUUAAACAAACAACUUACCUAUCACUUCUUGUACUUAUCUAGUUUAGGUGGACAGUAUAUAAUUGUCAGGACUGAUGGCACAUCCAAGCAUCACUUUGCUUUCGCCAUGUCAUCAAACCGAGUAGUAACGAGUAUAGGCAAUCGGAGGAGGAAAGUAAUUCAUGUUUACAAACCGCCUGUAACAAGAAAGAUUGGACUGUUUCCCAGCACUAGAAUAGUCCAAAUGCCACUCACACAGCCCUGCAGUAACCCCCGGCUAUGGUUUUACGCUGAGUUACCCCAAACACGGGCUGUAAAUAAACUGUAUGGAAAGAUAUUCCCUUGCCAAAGCUCUUACUCUUACAAGAGGUAUUUUUCCAAACUGAAAAACUACGUUUUUAUGCACUGUUUUUUUAAUUUUUUUUAACUUUUCACAGCCCAGCCCUUUCCUAAUCCUCCCCCCUCGCAUCAAAUAGAGUUAUAAAAAAACUGCCAAAUUGUACAUAUUCUAUUUUAAACUAACCUAUAUUAAGCACCUUUCUCCCUAUUUUCCUUUGUUUUGGGCUUGUUUCUAAUCACUCAUGUAUGGAAAGAGAAAUAUCUGUGCAGUUGAGUUGCCAAGAGUGGGAGAGAGAGUCUUGCCCUGUGAUUGGUUGGCCAGGGCCUUUUUGCCCUGUUAAGUAGCAAAGAUUUAAGCUAGUGGAACAGUAGGGUUGUGUUCUCUGUUCUGAGGUUACACACACCUAGAAGAGAACAGCUGUGUUCUAGGUAGGCUUCUGAAGGUAGAUACACCUGGAACACUAUAGUUGUGUUAUAUGUCACUUUCUGAGAGUGAAGGCAUCUAGAACAGGAAAUGUAGCCUUCUGAAGUAGUGAUGAGUGGGUCAGAAGUUGUUCAACCCUAACCUGCUGCUUUCCUACCCAAUCCAGUCUGAAGUCCUCUUCUACUUUAUGACUUGUACCUGACCUCCCCUCUGAUUUCUCAUAUAUAUAUAUAUAUAUAUAGGCAGAAUUAACUGCCAUAGGGGAGGCGCUAGCCCUCCAGAGGGGCAGUUACCUGCUUGAAUUUUGACCCACCACUAAACCUGCUCAUCACUAUUCUGAAGGCCCCUUUUUGAGGGUACAUGCAUCUAGAACAAAAAAAAAUUCAGUUCUUGGUAGCCUACUGAAGGCAGAUAUGUCAAACAGUAGUAUUGUGUUCUAGGUCUUUCUGAUGGGUUGUAUAAAUGUCUGAAGACAGAGAAGCUUUGAGGACCCAUUACCAUAAGCAUGAUACAAUAUGCCAUUCAGUUCUGAGAACUGCGAUACUGCUAGAAAUAAACUAAUAUUACAAAAUUC
Xenopus laevis (African clawed frog) is the source of this 6208-nucleotide messenger RNA. It is a transcript of the gene usp20.S, whose product is annotated as formin-binding protein 1 homolog. Lineage: Eukaryota; Metazoa; Chordata; Amphibia; Anura; Pipidae. Bases 595 to 2640 code for a protein of 681 amino acids. The transcript is spliced from 20 exons. The record is from RefSeq and is a predicted model, not a curated record.